AUGAGCAAACGAGACAUACCUGGGGAAUGGGUAACGGUAGAUGGUCGAUGGUCACAUGUCCGAGAGGGCGAGUGGUGUACCGUGUCAUUCAUGGAUGAUGUUACGCGGAAGAUAUUGUACUGUGUGACAACAAGAAAAGGGGUUGAUGAUACAUCAUCUGUGCGAUUGGAGCGGGUUGCGUUCGACAAAGGAGUUGAUGAGCUGGCGCUGUUGGGAUUUGAUGUGGAAGGAAUCAUUUUAGACCAAGGGAUGACAUUCAGAGGUGCUGCAACAGAGCGGAAACUGAACCAUCAGGUGGAUUGGUGGCACGUGAAGAAAACGCUCUACAAGCUCUUCUGCAAAGAGCUUCAGGAUGCCGUGCGGGUGCCGGUGGCCGUGGACAAGGCAAGUUGUAUUGAGGAGCUGUGGUUGGCUACGGUGGAAGGGCUGCGGCAAUGGUUGCGAAAACGGGGUUUGGAGAAAGAGGCGAAGGCAUCACUCAAAUCGGCUCUUGUGCAAUCGUUCUGCACAGCCAUGGGAACCUUUGCCUACGUGCACAUGACACCAGAUGCAGCAAAGUGGAAUUUUCCGGAGCUGAGAAAGGUGCGACGAGUGGGGGGGGAACAGGGGGUUGUAGAGGUCCCUGUGACUUAUGCUGAGGUGCGAUCUGGUCCAACAGGAGAUAGACAGACCACUACAAUCGAUGAAGCGGUUGACAAAGCGGAAAUGGGCAACGCACAAGUUGAGGUGCAGUGGCCGGAUGUGGAGCUUUGGAGUUACGAUUUGUAUCCAGUGCACGGCGCGCGACCCUCCUCUGUGGCAAGUGCAUUCAUCGUGCAUGCACAUGCGCAGGCGAUGUCUCAUGGUCAAUCGGUGGGACGACUCCUUGGGCCAACGCUGACGAUUGCACUGGUAAGAAUGCUCACAAAAUUGGAAUUUUAA
This is a messenger RNA of Closterium sp. Yama58-4, 921 nucleotides long. The record is from the annotation of a GenBank genome assembly. Lineage: Eukaryota; Viridiplantae; Streptophyta; Zygnematophyceae; Desmidiales; Closteriaceae.